Molecule: messenger RNA, 2959 nt
Organism: Bicyclus anynana (squinting bush brown)
Lineage: Eukaryota; Metazoa; Arthropoda; Insecta; Lepidoptera; Nymphalidae
Product: opioid growth factor receptor-like
Exons: 3
Coding region: 1383-1733 (116 amino acids)
Source: RefSeq, a predicted model, not a curated record
AAACGUAAGGUAUUGUUAACACUUUCCCUGCGGCAUACGCACACGCUGUGUUACGUAAUUACCCGAUGCGUAUGCGGCAUUACACACCAUUAGUGUUUUUUAAGAUGACUCGGUAUUCCCAUGUACAUCGGACGGUGUAUCGCGCCCAGCGUGUUUUAUUUUGACGCUCCGCGAGUGCGGGCGGGAACGUACCACACGCCCGGCGUGUUUAACAAUAUAAUUAUCAACUAAUGUAACAAUCUAUACUUAUAAUAGUAUUGAUUAUGUACCUAUACCUAAUAUUAUGUAUGUUUUGCUAUAAUGAAAAAAUUGUGUACUAUAAUAAAAAACAGGGUUGCCAUUGCGAACACAUUAUCAUAUGUGAGCUCGGAGGAAUUACGAGUAAUAAGAUUUUUUCAAGGCCACCAACCGCCGCGCAUUUGUAUCUUCAACAGGGUGAAAUAGGCGGCUCAAUUAUUUUCAAUGUCAGUCAAAACAUAAACAAACUAACUAGAAUAAAAUUUAAAAUACGAAUGUCUAAAUUUUUUUCAUUUAUACCUCUACUCUAGCCAUUAAUACAAAUAACAGUCUGUCUAGCGGCGGAGGUGAAAGAUUUGCAAGAAAUACAUUUUGCAGGAUUACAACAAACAAAAUAAUAUCUGAAGUCUGCCAAUCCGCAUUGGGCCAACGUGGUGGACUAUUGAAAUAAACCAUCUCAUUCUGAGAGGAGACUCGAGCUCAGCAAUGAGCCGAAUAUGGGUUGAUAAUGAUGAGGUACCUACUAUAGUAAGUAUGUUUUACUUCAAUAAAAUACAUAUAGAUAAUAUAUCCCAACUUAGGGGUUUCCCCCCCCCCCCGUUUAGGGGGCAAAUAAGUGAAAUGGGAUUUUUUUAGGGGUCUGAAAUUUUUAGGGGUAUUUUCAGGGACUUUUUGACUUUUUAAUAUUUUUAAAUUGAUGAUAAUUUUAAUAUAUCUUUCUUGACCUAGCGACUUAUAACGAUAUAUAAUACGUUAUUCUACAACCACUCUGAGGCAACUGGCGGCAAUUUUCAUCGAAUAAAAAAAAAUGUUAAAUUUAUUAAUUGUCAACAUGUAUGAUUUCAAAAAAUCUGAAUCUUCAGAUAAAUACGUAAUAUUUUGUCUGUAUUAAAUAAGACUUUUGAAACAUAUUACAGCAUAUUAUUUCUAAAUUAUUAUGAAUUUAUAUUUUUAGGGGGACAACUCAAUAAUUAAGGCGAUUUUAGGGGUUUUUGACACAAACUUUAGGGAUAAAUAUUUUGGACAGUUGGUAACACUGAUCUCGUCCUUCAUUUGUGGUCUGUGAUCAUUAUCUUUUUAGCCGUUUGUGGUGAUCGACUCUACACUUCAAUUUUUACUCAGCGCUGUUUUUUAACAUUAUAAACAUGUCAAAUACCCCCUCAACUUCUACGGCCGAGCCAACCCCUGACCCAGCUGGAGCUGACCCAGCUGGAGCUGACCCAGCUGGAGCUGACCCAGCUGGAGCUGACCCAGCUGACCCAGCUGGAGCUGACCCAGCAGAAGCUGCUGUCGAUGCUGACCAGCCCCCACCAGAGACACCACCCGAGAGUCCUCAAUCGGGUCAUGGGACUGCGUCGGCUUCAACUGUAUCAGUGGCCUCGGAUUUGGGGGACCCCAACUCCUUGGAGUCCUCGGGGUAUGACUCCUGGGAGUCGUUGGGGUCCCUCAGCUCCGAGUGGGAGUGGGAGUGGGAUGAAGACUUUUUUGAAUAUUAAAUCAAAAAUGUUGAAUUAAUAUUCAAAAAUUCUUUAUCCCACUCCCAAUUUUAUAUUUUUUGUUUCAUUUAUAUAUUUUUUUUUAUUAUUUUUAUACAUACAUGUAUAUAAUUUUUUUUAUUAUUUAUUAUUAGAUAUAUAUAUAUUUAUAUAUAUGUAUAUUUAUAUAUAGUUUUAUUAUAUCUGUAGAUAUAGUUUUGGAAGUAUUUAUUUUAUUGUGACUACCCGUCUCACUCAAUAAUUAUGUAUAAUAUUUUUAUAUAUUGAUUUGUAAUAUUAAGCUACCUAAAAGAAAUAAUAUAAGUCAAAUAAUAUUAAAAAUGUAAAAAGGCUGUUUUGAAGACUGAGAUAGUUUAUGCUCACAGUAUUUCAUAAUUAUUAUGUUGAUUUUGAUAUGUAUAAAGAAAAGUCAUGUUUAUAUUAGCCAUGUUUAGUACAAUAUUAAAAAUGUAAAGACUGUUUUGAAGACUGAGAUAGUUAAAUGCUUACAGUAUUUCAUAAUUAUUAUGUUGAUUUUGAUAUGUAUAAAGAAAAGUCAUGUUUAUAUUAGUCAUGUUUAGUACAAUAUUAAAAAUGUAAAGACUGUUUUGCUGUGAUAGUUAAAUGCUUACAGUAUUUCAUAAUUAUUAUGUUGAUUUUGAUAUGUAUAAAGAAAAGUCAUGUUUAUAUUAGUCAUGUUUAGUACAAUAUUAAAAAUGUAAAGACUGUUUUGCUGUGAUAGUUAAAUGCUUACAGUAUUUCAUAAUUAUUAUGUUGAUUUUGAUAUGUAUAAAGAAAAGUCAUGUUUAUAUUAGUCAUGUUUAGUACAAUAUUAAAAAUGUAAAGACUGUUUUGCUGUGAUAGUUAAAUGCUUACAGUAUUUCAUAAUUAUUAUGUUGAUUUUGAUAUAUUUUGAUAUGUAUAAAGAAAAGUCAUGUUUAUAUUAGUCAUGUUUAGUACAAUAUUAAAAAUGUAAAGACUGUUUUGCUGUGAUAGUUAAAUGCUUACAGUAUUUAGUAAUUAUUAUGUUGAUUUUGAUAUAUUUUGAUAUGUAUAAAGAAAAGUCAUGUUUAGUACAAUAUUAAAAAUGUAAAGACUGUUUUGAAGACUGAGAUAGUUAAAUGCUUACAGUAUUUCAUAAUUAUUAUGUUGAUUUUGAUAUAUAUAAAGAAAAGUCAUGUUUAUAUUUAAAUGUUAUUUUUCUUAUAAGAACAAGAAAUUUAUGUAAUAAAUACUUACAAAAAUAA